Molecule: messenger RNA, 1575 nt
Organism: Cyphomyrmex costatus
Lineage: Eukaryota; Metazoa; Arthropoda; Insecta; Hymenoptera; Formicidae
Gene: Idh3g
Product: Isocitrate dehydrogenase (NAD(+)) 3 non-catalytic subunit gamma
Exons: 3
Coding region: 101-1255 (384 amino acids)
Biological process (GO): tricarboxylic acid cycle; isocitrate metabolic process
Cellular component (GO): mitochondrion
Source: RefSeq, a predicted model, not a curated record
GUGUGGCGUGGUGCUGACAAGGUUUUUUGGAGUUUUGGGUGCAUCGAGGUUGUCAUAUUAAAAUAGCAUUUGCAAAGAUAACGCGAAACAAUAGCGCGAGAUGGCUGCCCGCUCGGUUUUAAAGUACCUGAAACCCAAGUCCGUGAUAUUUCAGAGUCAUCGAUGCGCAUCUCUCUCAGGCUUCGAUAUUCAGCACAAAACUCCCACGAUCAAGAAAGUGAUGCCCAUACCAAAGGCUCAUUACGGUGGCAGGCACACAGUUACCAUGCUACCUGGAGCUGGCAUUGGACCGGAGUUGAUGGGUUAUGUAAAGGAAGUUUUUAAAUAUGCUGGCGUACCAGUGGACUUUGAAGAUGUUGAGAUUGAUCCCAAUGCUGACGACAAUGUUGAUUUAGAUUAUGCAAUUACAUCAAUACGCAGAAAUGGAGUAGCUUUAAAGGGAAACAUAGAAACGCGCAGUACAGAAGCUGGUGUCAUUUCUAGAAAUGUUGCUCUGCGAAAUGAGCUCGAUCUUUAUGUGAAUGUUCUACAUUGUGUGUCGUAUCCAGGUGUAAAUUCACGUCAGAAAAAUAUAGAUAUUGUUAUUGUGAGGCAAAACACCGAGGGUGAGUACUCCAUGUUGGAACAUGAGAGUGUAUACGGUGUCAUUGAAAGUAUGAAAGUUAUCACAAAUUUUAACUCGGAACGUGUCGCUCGUUAUGCGUUUGAGUAUGCUAAGAGGAACGGCCGCAAGAAAGUUACGACAGUUCAUAAAGCGAAUAUUAUGAAGCUAUCAGAUGGACUCUUCCUAGAGAUUUCACGGCGCGUUGCCAAGGAUUAUCCGGAUAUCAUCCAUAAUGAUAUGAUUAUUGAUAAUUGUUGCAUGCAACUUGUUUCAAAUCCACACCAGUUUGAUGUCGUAUUAACGACCAAUCUGUACGGUGCCAUCGUAUCGAAUGUGGUAUGCGGUUUGUUGGGCGGUGCCGGUUUAUUAGCUGGCAAGAACUACGGUGACCAUUACACGAUCUUUGAGCCAGGCACUCGUAACACCGGUACCAGUAUCGCUGGCAAGAAUAUCGCCAAUCCAAUUGCGAUGCUAAAUGCCGCAGUCGAUAUGUUGCGUCAUCUAGGUCACAAACAUCAUGCCACCGUUAUUCAGAAUGCAAUCAACAAGACUAUUAAUCAAGGAGUACAUACUCGCGAUCUCGGUGGUACUGCAACGAGCAGAGACGUCGUCGACAAUAUUUUGAAACACAUCAAAAUCGCAACCGCUUAAAAAGACUGAAAAUUAUUCUAGCGAAAAAUCUCUUGUAGCAACUGUCUAUGGAAAGUGGCGAGUUCGAAGUAUAUAUACCAAGAAUCUUGUGUGAUUUCUAGUGAGAUAACAUAAAGGAUAUGUAUGAUAAGCUAGUUAGGAAUGUUAGGACAAUUGCAAAAUAAGGAACGUUCUGACAAUAUGCGAAAAUAAAAUUUCAUCUAUUGGCUCGAAACUGCGAAAUAUUUCUCUCUUCCAUAAAAUCAUUGUUCUUAAAUAAUUGGAUGGAUUUUGGCUUCCUCUCACAAAUAUGCUCUGUAAUAUAGUAACUUGUUUAAUAA